Lachancea fermentati is the source of this 1149-nucleotide messenger RNA. The record is from the annotation of a GenBank genome assembly. NCBI's taxonomy places the organism in Eukaryota, Fungi, Ascomycota, Saccharomycetes, Saccharomycetales, Saccharomycetaceae.
AUGGAUAUUCCAGACGAUUUGGCAUCAGCAAUGAGGAAGUCAUGGUCAGAGUCACUCGACCCCUCAUCACUUCAUCCCAUGACGGACUCCCCUAUAGGAACACCCGGAGGAACCCCGAAGGCCAGCAUCGGUGGCUCUACUGCAUCUGGGACAAGCUCACCAGUGGAUUAUCAACUACUGAAACAUCACUAUGCUAUCUCUGACGAUGGAAGAAAGCCAAGCCUGCAGGAAGGAUUGAGGGAUGUUUUAGAAGAAUUGGAAUUUUCAAAACAACCUAGACCUCAGGCAGUAAGAAGGGGAUCUAUUGAGGAUGCUAGCAAGCUUAGACAAUGGCUGAAUCCACGAAGUUCCUUUUCUGGGGCUUCUAGCAAUGAACCGCCAGGGGUAACGCUUCUGCAGUCCAAAUGCUGGGUUACUGUCGUGGAGACGCCUGAGGAUUUGCCUUUAAUCUUGGUACUCAAUCACUCUAUUAAGGCAUCUUGCUCCAGAUUUAAACUGUACGUGCUGUACAUGGGCGAGCUAAGCGAUGUCGGCGCAGAAUUGAGCAUGCAUGGUGUUGAAGUUAUACGAGUUGAGGACAUCUCUCCCAUUCUCAUACAUCCUUCAGGAAAUGCGACAAGGGCUUCGCCAGAUUCUGCCAGAUGGUGUAAGCUGGCUCCUUUCCUUUCGUUGACAAAUUCCUUUGACUUAAUUUGCUACCUGUCACCACGUUCAGUAGUACUUGCUAACAUAGAUGAAUUGCUAGAAUCGCAGGCAGUAGCUGAUGAAAUUGAUAAUGAGACGUGUGUGUUGCUGUCAAAUAGCAUGGAGCGAUCUCCAACGACAGUGGUUUUGCGGCCGAACGAAGGUGUUGAGGCGUGUAUUCGCGAAUAUAUGACUGUCUACGUUAAUGCGGGCUACAAUGACAAAUGGAACAAACUUCAAACGAUUACUGAUCUUGAAGUAUUGAAAGAGUUAUUUCAGGACUCUUGGGGUGUCGUGGCAGCCGAGUAUUGCCACGCUGGCAGAGGGCCCAUUCCUUCUCAUACUCGAGUAGUAGAAGUUGGGGCUAGAAAGCCCUGGUUAGUACAGUCUAACGAUGAUGUGACGAAACUCUGGAACAAUAUUUGGAGAGUUCUGAACAAUCAAACUCAAGCUCAUUACACUUGA